Messenger RNA from Microtus oregoni (creeping vole), 2064 nucleotides. RefSeq names its product gypsy retrotransposon integrase 1 (gene Gin1). The record is from RefSeq and is a predicted model, not a curated record. The transcript has 7 exons. Lineage: Eukaryota; Metazoa; Chordata; Mammalia; Rodentia; Cricetidae. Gene Ontology annotation, biological process: DNA integration. Gene Ontology annotation, molecular function: nucleic acid binding. Bases 103 to 1662 code for a protein of 519 amino acids.
GCCAAACUCCGAGCCCGGUAGUUCCGUUUCCGGCAGCACCAGAUAAGUCGCGGAAGAAAAGUUAAAACCUGCUGUUUGCAUUUAGGACCACUUCGGUUCACGAUGGUCCGUAGUGGGAAAAAUGGUGACCUUCAUCUUAAGCAGAUUGCCUAUUAUAAGCGCACAGGUGAAUACCACCCAACUACACUGUCAAGUGAGAGAAGUGGCAUAAGACGAGCAGCAAAGAAAUUUGUCUUCAAAGACAAAAAGCUGUUUUAUGUUGGAAAAGACAGAAAACAAAAUCGUCUGGUAGUUGUUUCAGACGAGGAAAAAAAGAAAGUCCUAAGAGAAUGCCAUGAAAAUGGCACUGGUGUUCAUCAUGGAAUAUCCAGAACUCUAACUCUGGUGGAGUCAAGUUACUACUGGACUUCUGUGACCAAUGACGUCAAACAGUGGGUAUAUGCUUGUCAGCAUUGCCAAGUAGCAAAAAAUACCGUUCUGGUGGGACCUCAGCAGCACCUUCUCACGGUGGGAAACCCAUGGAGUGUAGUUACUGUUGAUCUGAUGGGACCUUUUCAUACAAGUGACAGAAGUCAUGUGUAUGCUAUAAUCGUGACUGAUUUGUUCACAAAAUGGAUUAUGAUUUUGCCUUUAUGUGAUGUUUCAGCGUCUGAAAUUUCUAAAGCUAUUAUUAAUAUAUUUUUCUUAUAUGGACCUCCUCAGAAAAUAAUAAUGGACCAAAGAGAUGAAUUCAUUGACCAGAUCAAUACAGAACUGUAUAGAUUGUUCGGUACAAAACAGAUUGUAAUUUCUCAUGCUUCUGGAAGUGUCCAUCCAUCUGAGAGUAUGCCGAGCACAGUCAAAGCCUUUCUCUCCAAAUACUGUGCCGAGCACCCCAACACCUGGGAUGAAUACCUGCCAGCGCUUUCCUUUGCCUUCAAUGUGACGCGCUCAGAGUCUACUAAGAACACACCAUUUUUCCAAAUGUUUAACCGGAACCCAUGUGUGCUGGAGGAGUGUCCUCAUGAAGCGGGUGGUGAAAAUACAAGCGUGUUUGCCAGAAUCGUAGCUGCAGUCAGAGAGGCUGAUGCAGUACUGGAGAACAAGACACCAUCGGCCAGCCAGAUGGAGAAAAACAAUUUGGAUGAACUAAACAAAACCAAGCGUGUUAAAAAGAAACCAAAGCAGUUAAAUCCUUUUCACUUAAAAGUGGGUCAUGAAGUUUUAAGACAAAGGAAGAACUGGUGGAAAGAUGGCCGUUUCCAGUCUGAAUGGGUUGGUCCUUGUGUCAUAGACUAUAUUACAGAAGGUGGAUGUGCUGUCCUGAGAGAUAACACUGGGACCAGGCUUAAAAGGCCUAUCAAAAUGUCCCAUCUUAGACCUUAUGUGAGAGAGUCCGCUGAGCAAGACAGUCUUUAUCUCUUACAAGGUUCGGUAGUAGCAGAUCACGACUACGUUGGAUUACCUGAAAUCCCAGUUGGACCAUACCAGGCAAAUAUUUUGGUAGAAGAUGCAACUAUUGGUGUAGCUAAUAAUGAGUUAUUGGCAUCAAGCAAGGAUCAUGAACUCUUGGAAUACAGAAAUUCCAAAAUCUCUGCAUUGGGAGAGGAUAACAGUUCUCUUGAUAAACAGACUUUCAGUUUGCUUGAUUCUUCGACCCAAGUUCUUGAGUACUUAAGUUAGUAAAUACCAAAAUUUAAUUUAAAAUGCUUGUUUAGAAUGUAUAUAGUCCUUGGUUGUAAGCACUUUAUCUAUCAAAAUAGACUCUAUAGAAGAAAUUUCUUAGUACAAUAUUAUUAAUUAUAUUCUGAAGGCUUAUUUUAAACGUAUGUAAAGUUGUGGCACAUUUGAAUACAAAAAAUAUAUGUAAUAGAAAUAUACAUUGCUUAGAAUUCAGGAAUCUCUCAGACAACAGACAAAAUCCAUUUGCUUCUUUGGAAAUAAAUUCAAGGAGAAAAUUCUCAAACCUUUUUCUAAUAUUGGUACUGCACUUUCUGUUCUAGUUUUUUUUUUCAGAAAUAUCUCCCUCUUUGAAGUAAAUUUAAACAACUUUUGGCUUAGUUAAUAAAUAUUGAGUGAACAAUA